AUCCGAUAUCUAAGCCGCGAUACUUGAUUAUGUGUUGAGCGUUUCGAAGGACAGUCAUAUAAACAUCGUCGAUUUUUCCCUCGAAUUUUAACUUGCCGUGGUGCAAAAUACUAACCGUGCACGAAAAUGGUGCCGGGGAAAGGUAACGUCUCUAAAGGAAAAGGAGCAGCCAAUGUUAAGGGGUCAACAUCCGCUACAAAAGUUAAGAGAGAGAGAGUGUCAGAACCGGAGGACUCUGAUGAAGAAGUAUCUCUUGCUGACGUCCGAGCUAUCGACUAUGCAAAAGCUUUACCCCGUUUCACAGCCAGUAAAAUAUUAUUGUUUAAUGCACGUCCAGAAGAUGGGGGUGUCAUGAUGGAUGACUUGGAUACUUUACAAAUGGAACUAGAAACACUACUCAAUUGUGUGGUUUUACGUUCCUUGAAUUUGCAAAGGGAAAUAGCUGGAAUGACUGAAAAGCCUCCAUCUCCUGGAAAACGUUCAAAACAGGAUGAACGUUCGCCAAAAAAAUUCAAGGACCAACAAGGAAGACUUAGGGAUGCACAUACACCUCCACUUCUGAAGCAAAUGAAGAUCAAAUCUGCUCUAGCUAAACCUAUACUACCUGAAGGAGGAGUGGAAGAGUUGCCUCCCUUAGAACUCAUGAAAACGUCUACCGCCAAAAACGAUACACCAAACAAGUUUUGGGCUUCCGUAGAACCCUACUGCGCUCCGUUUACGGAUGACGAUUUAAAGAUUGUGGAAGAACUGAUCUCGACUCACAAUGACGAUGAAGAAUAUUUGAAAAUCCCACCUCUCGGCCGUCAUUACACACAUCGUUGGGCAGAAGAUGAUUUGCUUCAGGAACAAAGAGAAGGCUCUCGUUUUGGGGAGAAAAAGAAAAUCACUUCUGGGACUUCAGGAACAGAAGAGGCUCAAAGACUGAUGGACGCUGCAGCUAAAAACAAUGGGGAAGCAAAUUCUACGUCUACAACAGGAAUAUGCGGACCCAUGACUCAGCGCCUCAUUUCAGCCCUUUUGGAAGAAAAUAUCGUAACAUCUAUACAAGAGACGAUGGAAUCGGAAGGACAAGACGAAAAUGCCAAAUCCACUGGUGAAAAAGCACCAGUUUUCAACGGACCUCAGACUGCUGCGCUUGAACGCCGUCUCCGCCAGGAAUUAGAAGAACAAGGCAUUCUUACAGCCGAUGAAGCCACUGUUAACCCGGCUGACGAUGAAAUAUUGACGGAGCUACGUCGGUGCCAAGGAGAAUUGAGAGCCAUAUCGCAGCAUAACUUGAAGCAGCUAAAACGACUUUAUCGUCUCGGUCAAGAAGAAAUGAAACGUCAAGAAAUUCGUAAAAAGCUGAUUGCAGCGGAUGCUGAAGUACUAGAUACAUAUCGCAAAAUGGUGGCGGCAAAACAAAAAAAACGACCCUUAACUAAGAAGGAAAAAGACCAAAUGUGGAAAACCCUUCGCGAUCGCGAGGCGAUUGUCAAACAGUUAGACACUGGGGCCCCGAUGUAAAUAUUUUUCAAUAAAGACAUGGAAAACUUUAUAAUGGU
Molecule: messenger RNA, 1544 nt
Organism: Daphnia carinata
Lineage: Eukaryota; Metazoa; Arthropoda; Branchiopoda; Diplostraca; Daphniidae
Product: transcriptional adapter 3-B-like
Exons: 9
Coding region: 127-1506 (459 amino acids)
Biological process (GO): regulation of transcription by RNA polymerase II
Cellular component (GO): SAGA complex
Molecular function (GO): transcription coactivator activity
Source: RefSeq, a predicted model, not a curated record